This is a messenger RNA of Aegilops tauschii subsp. strangulata, 1208 nucleotides long. RefSeq lists its product as uncharacterized. The record is from RefSeq and is a predicted model, not a curated record. Gene Ontology annotation, biological process: negative regulation of DNA-templated transcription. NCBI's taxonomy places the organism in Eukaryota, Viridiplantae, Streptophyta, Magnoliopsida, Poales, Poaceae.
UCUUCCUUACCACCGCACAACACAUCCAACCAAACCUGGUUGACCUGACAUCGCCAUGUCAUCGACGAGAGCGCGGCGGAGCGGCGGCCGGCAGUUCGCGGUGGGCGGCCGGUGGCGGCACGUGGCCGUGGUGGACACGGGGUGCGGGUGCCGCCCGCGCCGGCUGAGGCUGCCGCUCAUGAGCCUGCCGUCCUUCCUCCGCCCGUCGGUGACCAGGAGCGGCAGCAGCUCCCGCUCGUCAUCCUUGUUCCCCUCCUCCGCCUCCACCGCGUCGUCUGCCUCCGCCGCCACCUACUCCUCGUACUCCUCCUCCAGUAACUAUGCCAACUACCCCGCCUCCGCCCACGUCUACAAGCACCACCAGGAGCCUGCAGUGCCCUACGAGGUCACGGCCAAGGCGUCGGCGCCGGUUGCGAGGAACAAGGCGGGCAGCAGGGCGAAGAAGAGGCGCGAGAAGAUGGCAGUGCCGGCCGAGGAAGAGGAGGAGGAGGACGUCGGGGUGGCGGUAGAGAAGGAGUCGUCGGACCCCCGGGCCGACUUCCGUGACAGCAUGGUGCAGAUGGUGGUGGAGAUGGGGCUCUGCGACUGGGACGGCCUCCGCUGCAUGCUUCGCCGCCUGCUCGCCCUCAACGCGCCGCGCCACCACGCCGCCAUCCUCGCUGCCUUCGCCGAGGUCUGCGCCCAGCUCGCCUCGGAGCCUCCCCCGCCGCCGCCUCCGGCGUAUCAAUACGACUACUACUACUGACGACUGACCAGUCACUGGCUCGGCAAGCCGGCCAGGUCGUCCGCUCGUGUUCCGUCUGUUCUGUGUGGGGGGCUGCUCUCGAGAUCCUGGCACCACCUGGUGUACGCAUCCCUAUCUGGGCGAGGUUACCGGGUGGUGAUAGGAUCUCUCGGAGGAUAAUUUAAGCUGCAGUAGAAGAAACUUAGUAGUAGUCGCAGUUUCAUGUGUGGUCAGUCAGCUGUUCGUCUAGCUCUGAUUUGCUGGGUUUCUUUGGGUGUUUUCCUUAAUUUUCGCUCAGUGUUUCAGUGUGUUGUUUCUAGAUUUCUAGUGUCAUAUAAUGUGUGUGCUUGUGUGGCCUUCGGUUUUGCAUGAAGGUCACCAAGGAAGCUAGUUCAUUAAUCAGCUCAAGUAGGCAACUAUUUGUGCCAUAAGUAGUAAUGUGUUGUGAUGUGUUUAUUAUUCAAUAUGCAUUUGGCACUUUCUA